Molecule: messenger RNA, 1793 nt
Organism: Rubroshorea leprosula
Lineage: Eukaryota; Viridiplantae; Streptophyta; Magnoliopsida; Malvales; Dipterocarpaceae
Source: the annotation of a GenBank genome assembly
UUCAUUCCUCCUCCUACUUCAUGCAGAAAUUGAGGAGAUGUCUUUGGAAGAAAUAGUGAGUGUUGUAGGAAGUGAGGUGAUACCUUUGGAGUACGGUGGUAUGGACUUAAAGAGUAGUCCAUCUAGUUUGGAAAGGACAGUUGAGGGAGUGGGAGGAGGUGAGGUAGUUGGGGUAGGGGGGGAUAUUGUACCCAUUACUGUGGUAGAAGUAGAGGGUAGGAGAGAGAGGUGCUACGAUGUAGAUGCAGAUAUCGUAGGUAAGGUAAAACAAUAUGAGUCUGAACUUGAGACCAAGGAUAGCCUGGGGUAUUUGGUGGAGAGUUAUGAGAUCUCAUACCGAGUGUUGAUUAGGCCAGCUGGGGUAGAAGAGAGGGCGUGUUCUGCUCCUCGGGAUCAUUGGAUGCCUGUGUAUGCCCACUAUUUGGCAGCUGGGCUUAGGGGGGGGAAUUUAGUGAACAUUAUGUACCUCACCAGCGCAGAAUGCAUAGAAGCUGCUGAGCUCUAUGGGCCAAGCGUUUUAAGUGAAGCUGAAAUGGACAAAUUUUUGAGUGCUGUUGGAGGAGUGGCCAUCCCCAAAAAGCCAAGGAAGAAGUCAAAGACUUCAACCAACGUAGUGGAUGAGGGAGGAGUUGGGAGGGAGGUAGUGCCCAGCACUUCAGCCGAGGUGGAGGAGGAGGUGCCAAGGCUGGAAUUAAAGAGGAAGGGUAGGGAGGAGGGAGUGGCACUACAGAAGAAGAGGAGGGUGGUGGAGGAAGAAGAGAGGGGGAGCGAGAGCAGUUUGUUCGAGGAGAAGAACAUGACGGGAGCUAGGAGGUUUAUCAAUGCCACCUUCCCCGAAGUGGACAAGCGUCACGCACGGGACGAGGCUCUGAGAUACUAUGGGGCUUCAGUAGUGAAGCACUGUGACCAGCUUCAAAAGGAGAAGGAAGAGCUGGAGAAGAAAAAUAAAGAAAUGCAAGAGGCUCUAGACGAGGUGGUUCCAACAAUGAAGCGCAAGCGUGAGGCUCAAGAGAAGGAAAUAAGGUUGAUGAAGGAAGCUUAUAUGGAGCUGAAGAAGAAUGUGCAACUGUUGGUGCACAAUGGGAUAGAGGAGCACAUUAGCAACUUCGUCAGCUCCAGCUCGUUUGACAGCAUUGUCAACCUCUACCGGCUGCCAACUGCCAUCCUUGCCUUCACAGAUUGUAGAAAAAAGGUGAAGGCUGAAUAUCCUGAAAUGGAUAUUACAAAGAUCACUUUCGACGAGCAAAAAGAAGGAGUGGAAAAGAAUGGUGAGAGUAUGUCAGCAGACUUUCGUCCUCAGAUUAAACUGAGGUGGGAGCAUGAUGCAGACAGACGCACUGUCUUCCCUCCAAGAUUCGACUUCGAGUUUGUUGUAGUGGAAGAAGAAAAGGCAAAGGUAAAGGAAGAUGAAGUGGGGGCAGGAGUGGAAGGAGCUGAAGUGGAUGAGAGUCAACCACCUCUACCAGUGGAGAUUCAUCUAGUUCCUUCUGACGAUGAGCAGCCACCUCUGCCAGACGAGCAACAGCCAACACAGCCACCUCUUCCAGCUUAGCAGCAGCCAGUUCAGCCACCUCCUCCAGCAGAGGAAUAAAGAAUUUUUGUUUUUUGAUUUUUCUUUGAUAUUUUGUUGUAUUAUCAUUUGAACAAUUUGUUAUAAACUUGUUAUUUGAUUUGAAUAACAAUUUUGUUUUUGAGAUCAUGUUGUGAUGUUUGUUUUACAUUUUGGUUGUUAUAUAUAAGAACUGAGAUUACUUUGAAUAUGUCUUGAGGGAAAGUAAAUCAUGUCAAAGAUG